AUGAUGGAAGAUGAAACCAAAGAUAGUUAUUUAGUUAAAUUAUUCAAUGAAUUUGAUACUCGUAGUACAGGUUAUUUAGAAUAUGACCAAUUAAAACAAACUGUUUGCAAAAUUACUGGUAGAUCUGAUUUCACUGAUGAAGAAUUAUCAACAUUAUUAAAUAAAUUUGAUACAGAUAAAGAUGGUAGAAUUAGUUUAGAUGAAUUUUUAAAUGGAUGCAAUAGUAAUUCAAUUGUUGAUGAAGAAGAUAUUCAAACCUAUAUUUCAACGAGUAAUAAUAAUAGUAGUUAUAAAUCAUCAAAUUUGAAUAAUUUAUCAACUAUUUCAACACCAGUUUUAAAUGGUAAUGGUAGUAAUGGUAUUCAUCAUAGUCAUCUCGAUGAUGAUGAUGAUGAUAAUAAUAAUGACGAAAUAGAAGAGAAUUCAAUGAUGAAUGAAAUUGGUGAUUUAAGUAAUGAUCAAGAGAAACAUUUGAAAUUUAUUUUCUCAUUAUUUGAUAAGGAUGGUGAUGGGUUAGUAUCAAUUGAACAAUUACGUAAUAUGUUGGAAGAUAUUAAAGUGAAAUCCAUUCAAGAUGGUAAUGGUGAUGAGUUUGAUAAUGAUAAUGAUGAUGACGAUAUCGAUUAUAUCAUUAAUACAUUGUCAGCUGAUGGUAGUAAAACAAUUUCAUUUGAAAACUUUAUGAAAGCAAUUGAACACAUUAAUUCACCAACACAAUCAGUAAUCACUGGUGGUUCACCAAUGCAUAAUGAUACAACAGUUUUUGAUGGUCCACAUUCUGAUAAUGAAUUAGAAGAUGCUGAUAAUAAUAAUAUAGAUAAUAACAAUAAUAAUAAUAAUAAUAAUAAUAAUAAUAAUAAUAAUAGUAGACCAGAUAGCCCAAUAGUAACAUCACCAGAUAAAAAAUCAACUAGAAAUAGAGGUAGAACUAGUUCAUGGGUAGCACCAGUUGCAAUUGUAAAUAUGAUAAAGAGAAGAACAGAUUUAUAUAGUAAAGAUCAAAUUCAAGUGUUUGAUAGUAAUGAUAAUUUAGCGGAUAAAUAUAAAAAGGAAGCAGCAUUGUUACGUACUGAAAAGGAGCAUUUAGGUUCAAAGUUACAUUUAUUCGAAGGUCAAUUAAAAGAGGCAAGAGAAAGUCAAGAGAAGUUAUCCGAAGAUAAUGCUCAAUUGAAGGAGUCCAUUACCAUUGGUAAGAAAACUUUAAUUGAAAAUCAAAAACUAUCAAAUCAUAAUAAGAAAUUACAAGAACAUAUCGAAGAUCUAAAGAAACAACUAUUGGAAUACGAAGAUCAAAAAACUGAAUUGGUUAAAACUCAAAAUAGAAUUAAAUUGGAUAAACAACAAAUCUAUCAGGAAUUACAACAAAAAGAAAAAGAUUUAAAAGAAAAGGAAGAAUCAAUUAAAGAAUUACAACAACAGCAUCAUCAACAAUUAACUCAUUCAAGUAAUGCUAUUUUACAAUCUUCAAUUAAUAAUAAUAAUGAUUCAAAUAAUAAUAAUGUUAAUGGUGUAACUACUGUUGGUGGUGCUGGUGAAAAUGUAAAUAAUCAAAAUGGUGUAAAUAGUACAAGUGGUGUAAAUAUUGAAAUCGAUGUAAAUAGUGGUAGUAGUGGUAGUGGUAACAGUAAUGGUAAUGGUAUUAAUAAAAUACAGGAUAGUCAUGAUUUAAGAUCAGUAUUAAUAUUGGAGAAUGAAAAAGCUCAAGAAACUAUUAAAUUUUUAACAGAGGAAUUAAAGAGAUAUCAAAUUAAGAGUAAAGGUGAUAGAGAUUUAAUUCAAAAAUUAAAAAUUAAUUUAGAAGAAGCACAAAGUAAUACAGUUUCAAAUUCUGAUCCAAAUCUUAGAUUAUCUUUAUUAUCAGAAUUAGAACAUCAAGUUGAAGCAAGAUUAGGUAGUACUCCAUUGAAUUCAAGUUUUAUGGAACAAUUUAUUGACCAACAACAACAACAACAAUCACCUUUAUCACAACGUUCAAUUUUAAAGAAAUCAACCUCAAAAACUUCAUCAUUAGAUGAUGAUGGUGAUUUAAUUUUAAAUGAUAAUAAUGAUGAUGAUGAUGAUAAUAAUAAUAAUGAAGAUAGUGAUGAUAAUAGUAAUAAUAAUAUUAAAAAAGAUAAUGAAAUAAAACAAUUAAAAUCAACAUUAGAAAUAGAAAUUAAAUUAAAACAAGGAUUAAUUGAAUUGGUUGAGCAAAGUAAGAAUGAUAAUCAAAAAUUGGAACAAAUGACAUCAUCAUUAAAACAAUUGAAUUUAGAGCUAACUGAUAAACAUCAACAACAAACAUCACAACUUUCAAAGAUGGUAGAGGAUUUACAAUCACAAAAGGAACAAUUGAAUCAACAAGUUGUUGUCUUACAACAAUCCAAUCAAGUAAACAAUCAAGAGUUAUUGAAAACAAUCGAUCAAUUACAACAAUCAAUCAAUGAUAAACAAAAACAAUAUGAUCAAACCAUUACAGAGUUAACCAAUCAAUCAAAUACUGAAAAAUUACAAUUACAAUCACAAAUUCAAUCACUUCAAUCAAAUAUUGAUCAAUUAAAUCAAUUAAAAAAAGAACAACAAUUACAAAAAGAUGAAUUAUUAUUAAAACAACAAAAACUUGAACAACAAAUUGAAAAAUAUGAACAACAACAACCACCACCACCAAAUCAAGAUGAAGAAAUUCAACAAUUAAAACAAACCAUUGAAUCAAAUGAAGAUGAAAAUGAAAAACUUUUAAAGAAAAUUGAACAAUUAGAAUUUGAAAAUCAAAAGAUGUUAUCACAACAACAAAUCUUUGCAAAAUCAAUUGAAACCCCUUCCAAUCUAUCAGAUCCAAUUAAUAUUAAAGCUGGUCAAACUCAAAAUGAAUUAUCAUCACUUAAACAAAGAUUAGAGGAAUUGGCUGCAAAGAAUAAUAAUUUACUUUCAGAGAAUACUCAAUUAAAGAAUUCUUUAACACCAGUUGAUUCACCAUCAACUUCACAAAGAGAAAUACCAACUACAAAUGACAUCAAUGAUUAUAAUUUGGUUAAAUCAACAUCAGCAACAUCAAUUGAAAAUCUUCAAAAUGAAAUUUCAUCAUUAAAUACUUUAAAUCAACAAUUACAAAAUGAUUUAAAGAAAUAUGAAUCAAAGGCACAAUCACAUCAACAACAACAAUUACAACAUACAAAUAGUACCAUUAAUUUGAUCGAUGAUUUAAAGAAAGCAAAUGAAAUUUCAAAUGAAAAAUUUAGAACUUUAGAAUAUGAAAAUUUAAUGGUCAAAGAAGAUAAUAAAGAUUUACAAAAUAAGAAUCAAUUAUUACAAGAUAAAAUUGAUUCAAUGAAAGUUGAAUUUGAAAAUAAUUUAAAUCAAGUUCAAAUUAAUGAAAAGAAAUCAAAGCUUAUCAAAGAAAUCGAUGAUUUGAAAGCAAAAUUAAAGAAAUAUGAAAAUGAUAGUGAUCAUCACCAAAUUGAAAUGGAAGAUGAAACUAAAUCAUUAAAAGAUAGAAUUGAUGAUUUAUCAAAUAAAUUACAAAAUGAAAAGAAUUUAACAAAACACCUUCAAUCACAAUUAAACUCAAUUAAUAAUGAAAGUGAUGACCAAGCUCCAUUAAUUGGUGGCCAUGUUAAACAAAAGAAGAGAGGUUGUUGUACAAUUCAAUAA
Molecule: messenger RNA, 3630 nt
Organism: Dictyostelium discoideum AX4
Lineage: Eukaryota; Evosea; Eumycetozoa; Dictyosteliales; Dictyosteliaceae
Exons: 3
Coding region: 1-3630 (1209 amino acids)
Molecular function (GO): calcium ion binding
Source: RefSeq, a predicted model, not a curated record